AUGAAGAAUCGUAGUGCGGCGAUGUAUGCUGCUGCAGGGUUCAUCUCUGUAUUGGGCUUGAGCUAUGCAGCCGUACCACUAUACCGCGCCUUCUGCUCGGCCACAGGAUACGGCGGCACUCCUAUAACAGACCCUUCACGCUACGCAGAGCCCUCGCGAUUGGUCCCCUCGUAUCAAGACCCACUAAACAAUGCUAAGAUGACUGAGCGUAUUCGGGUGUCUUUUAAUGCCAGCACAUCGGACCAAAUUCCGUGGACCUUUACCCCAGAACAGCGCGAGAUCUAUGUUCUCCCCGGCGAGACAGCAUUGACCUUCUUUAAGGCGCAUAACAGCAGCGAUCAGGAUAUUAUUGGUAUUGCGACAUACAAUGUGAUUCCAGACCGCAUUGCCCCUUACUUCAACAAGAUUGAGUGCUUCUGUUUCGAAGAGCAAAAGAUUAGAGCAGGUGAAGAAGUGGAUUUGCCCGUGUUCUUCUUCCUUGACAAGGAAAUGCUGGAAGACAAGGAAACACGCGACGUGAAAGACGUCAUCUUGGCGUACACGUUCUUCAGCGCACGACGCAAUCCAGUCAAUGGUCAACUAGAACCCGAUACAGAUCUUUCGCAGUAUCGCGUAGGGAAAGACUCAUUGUAG
This is a messenger RNA of Malassezia pachydermatis, 633 nucleotides long. Its product is annotated as cox11-cytochrome-c oxidase assembly protein. Lineage: Eukaryota; Fungi; Basidiomycota; Malasseziomycetes; Malasseziales; Malasseziaceae. The record is from RefSeq and is a predicted model, not a curated record. Gene Ontology annotation, molecular function: copper ion binding. The coding region runs from base 1 to 633 and encodes 210 amino acids. Gene Ontology annotation, cellular component: mitochondrial inner membrane. The transcript is spliced from 3 exons.